AUGGAGAGUGACAACCUGUCCUACCUGUCCAAGGCUUUUCUCCCUAUUGGAGGUAGAAAGAAGUGCAUGAGCUUGAGUCUGCCCCACAGCGUCAAGGUGAGCCUGUCUCUGUUGGGGCCGGGCCGGGUGGGUGGUGGAGGCUCUCCCAACUCCAAGGUGGGCUACUGCGGUGGUGGAGGGGUGCCUGUGGAGGACAUGCAGGCCCUGGCCAUUACCUCCCUGCCGGGUGCAGACGUAGCAAAACACUACGAGCACAUCCGCGAGCUGGGCAAGGGCACCUAUGGCAAGGUGGACCUGGUGGCACACCGCACACAGGGCACCAAAAUGGCUCUGAAGUUUGUGACCAAGAGCAAGACGAAGCUGAAGAGCUUCCUGAGGGAGUACAGCCUGACGGGAACACUGAGCUGCAGCCCAUUUAUCAUCAAAGUCCUGGACGUACUCUUCGAGACCGAGGAUAGCUACGUCUUUGGACAGGAGUAUGCCCCCGCUGGAGACCUGUUCGACAUCAUUCCUCCCCAGGUGGGUCUUCCGGAGGAGAUGGUGAAGCGCUGUAUGCAGCAGCUGGGUCUGGCUCUGGACUUCAUGCACAGCAAGAACCUGGUUCACCGUGACGUCAAGCCCGAAAACGUGCUCCUCUUCGACCGCGAGUGCCGACGCGUCAAGCUGGCUGACUUCGGCAUGACGCGGAGAGUGGGCUGCCGGGUGAAGCGCGUGAGUGGCACCAUCCCGUACACGGCGCCGGAGGUGUGCCGCGCCAGUCGUGCCGAAGGCUUCCUGGUGACCACCAGUCUGGACAUCUGGGCGUUCGGAGUGCUUGUCUUCUGCAUGCUGACCGGUAACUUCCCCUGGGAGGCAGCGCUGCCUACUGACGCAUUCUAUGAGGAGUUCCGGCGCUGGCAGCGGGCGGGGUGUCCCACGGCGGCCUACCCAUCCCAGUGGCGCCGCUUCACUGACGACGCCCUGCGCAUGUUCAAGCGGCUGCUAGCUGCCGAACCUGAGAAGCGAUGCGGCGUGAAGGACGUCUUCUGCUUUGUCAAGUACGAGCUGGUCAGCGAGCUCCGACGCCGUGCCUCCUGCCGAGCCAAGCGAGGCGAGAGGUCCAGUUCAUCUGGUGUAUGCCCUGCAGGCUGCACCUCAACCUCUUUGUCCUCCUCCUCAUUGCGUUCCCACAGACACCCAGAGCCCUCCACUCCCCCAGGAACGACCUCCCUCUUGCGCCCAGCGCCCCUGAAGAGGAGCAUCCUCUCUGACCCCCACUCCCCUCAGGAGGAGUCUCCUGGCCAGCACCACUCUUCUCUGGGUCGAGAGAAGACCAAGGGCCAGAUGGUGAUGGCUACUGCCAUAGAGAUCUGUGUCUGA
Messenger RNA from Salvelinus namaycush (lake trout), 1359 nucleotides. RefSeq names its product serine/threonine-protein kinase SBK1-like. The coding region runs from base 1 to 1359 and encodes 452 amino acids. Gene Ontology annotation, molecular function: ATP binding; protein serine/threonine kinase activity. Gene Ontology annotation, biological process: peptidyl-threonine phosphorylation; peptidyl-serine phosphorylation. The record is from RefSeq and is a predicted model, not a curated record. The transcript is spliced from 4 exons. NCBI's taxonomy places the organism in Eukaryota, Metazoa, Chordata, Actinopteri, Salmoniformes, Salmonidae.